Oryzias melastigma (Indian medaka) is the source of this 2249-nucleotide messenger RNA. It is a transcript of the gene ntf3, whose product is annotated as neurotrophin 3. Lineage: Eukaryota; Metazoa; Chordata; Actinopteri; Beloniformes; Adrianichthyidae. Gene Ontology annotation, biological process: neuron projection morphogenesis; nerve growth factor signaling pathway; negative regulation of neuron apoptotic process. The transcript has 3 exons. The record is from RefSeq and is a predicted model, not a curated record. Gene Ontology annotation, molecular function: nerve growth factor receptor binding; growth factor activity. Bases 444 to 1292 code for a protein of 282 amino acids.
UCUGUCCCGCCACAGCCAGAGCGGGGAGGGAGAGGGAGGGGGGUGCGAGGGGGGCGGGGGAUUUACGCACGCCCUGAUCCUCUCCACGCAGGACCGGCGGAGCGCACAGACGCGCGGACACCUCUCGGAAAGUCGGAACUUUUCGCCAAAGGAUUCCACGUCAAAAAUUAAUCACCUUCAUGUCGACUCUGUUGGAUACUAACCCGCCGAUGCUAUGGUUACCUUUAUUACGUUGUGUUCUGGUUCCGUGCUGAAUCAGGUCUGAGACGGAGCCGCAGAGGGAGCCAGCGCGUGGGGCAUGAAGUGAAGCCGUGGGGCUGCGUGACGGGACAGCGCGCUUGGCGCAAACGCGCACCCCAGUGGGCGUCUUGGCAUUCGGUGGAUGCGUUCCCGCUGCAGCUGUUGCAGCUCAAGAUUGUGCGCAGAGCAUCUUGGCAUCUGGCAUGCAGGCACGUAAAUUGAAGAUCUUACAGGUGAAUCUAGUGAUGUCCAUCCUGCUCUAUGUGAUGGUCCUAGUAUACCUAUAUGGUAUCCAGGCAACCAACAUGGACAGCAGUCGGCAGGAACAGCAGCAGGCGAAUCCCGACCCUGUAAACUCUCUCAUCACUCAGCUGCUGCAGGCAGAUCUGACCAGAGGGAAGACCCGGGUCAACCAGAGCCAGCAGGACAAAAGCAGAGAUUUGCGAGACACUCUACCUCACCUGCAGGACGAUAACUUCCCCUCAGAGGAGCACCUCGAUGUGGAGACGUUGGAGAACGACGACCAGCUGGUGAUGCUGUUGAACUCAGAACUCCUCAGGAAGCACCGGCGGUACAGUUCGUCUCGGGUUCUGCUGAGUGAACACCCACCGCUGCACCCGCCGCCUCUGUACCCCUCGGAUGAUUUUGUGAGUGGGGUUAUGGACAGGAGUCCGGCAUCAAACAAGACGCGAAAGAAGCGCCAAGCUCAUAAGAGCUACAGUGCCGAGUUUUCUGUCUGUGACAGCAAAAGCGAGUGGGUGUGGAAUAAAACCAAAGCCGUGAACAUGAGAGGAGAACCUGUAACUGUUCUACGCACUUUUACAGGCACUAAAGGACAGGUUUUCAGUCAGUACUUUUAUGAGACGUACUGUAACCCUUCCAGGCACAGGGGGUGCAGAGGCAUUGAUUACAAGAACUGGAACUCACAGUGCAAGACCACACAGACGUUCGUCCGAGCAUUUACACAGACUGACAACAAACCCUCCUGGACUUGGAUACGCAUCAAUACUUCCUGUGUCUGUGCAUUGUCAAAGAAGCGUCGCAGGACGUAAUGGACCAGCACAAGUGACGAGGACUACCACUCUGUGGUUCUACUUCCUGUUAGAAAUUCCAUUUCCUGUUCUCUGUACAGGAUAAUGUGGUGAACAGCAACACUCUGCUGCUAAAGUAACCUUGGGUCCAUUUCAAAUUUAUUUUUAAAGGCUGUUGAGGAAGAACUUACCUGUGAGGGGCGGAGCAUGUGAGGGAGAAGUGUACAUAUAAAUUAUUUAAAUUAUAUGAAACGCAUGUAGUUUAUACAUGUUUAUCAAUCUAUAUAUGAUGUAUGAGUAUAUUUGUGUUAUUUAUUGAAAUAAUUUGUCUUCAAAAAGACGGAUGUUAGAAAAAGGAAUGAAACAAACUUAAUGAAACCGACUGUAAUACAAAGGUGCUUCACAGUUCAACUUUACAUGUGCCUUAAGAGGUAAGGUUGCAAAGCAGGAGUAUGGUAAGAAAAACUGUUGCCAUAAAUGUUUUGGUAGUGAACCUAAAAAGUGUUCCUUUCACCAACAUGAAGCCCAAAGCCCAAGCAUUAAGUAGACAUGGGACUUGAUUGAAAGUCGCCAGACUUGGACAACCAAAUGCAAAAAACUGUCUUGCUAUGCAAUUUCACUGUUUUCACAGCUGAUGACACCUUUAUCGUGUAACGCACAGAGUCGCCUCCCUCUUUGGGAGACAGGUUUGACCAAAAGAUCCAAAUUCCUCUUCUGGAGUUUUUUGCUGGUGACUGGUGGAUUUCAGGAAAAUGCAAUGCUUUGAUUAUUCCAUUCAUCACCUGGAUUUGUCCUAUUACUUUCACCUAAUGUCAUGAGAUAUUUUUGUUUCUUCCUUCUAAUAAAAAUCUAUAUUUCAUAAUUUUAUCUAGUUCUAUUUUAAAUUUUAAUGGUGUUGCGCAUUAGUUGCCAUUUAAAAUCCAUCCCAAAGACUAAAGAAAUGGAACCCAUAGGCUAUGUCCGAGUUCCCUCCCUACU